Dioscorea cayenensis subsp. rotundata (Guinea yam) is the source of this 534-nucleotide messenger RNA. RefSeq lists its product as uncharacterized. The coding region runs from base 1 to 534 and encodes 177 amino acids. The record is from RefSeq and is a predicted model, not a curated record. Gene Ontology annotation, biological process: double-strand break repair. Lineage: Eukaryota; Viridiplantae; Streptophyta; Magnoliopsida; Dioscoreales; Dioscoreaceae. Gene Ontology annotation, cellular component: PML body; cytoplasm. Gene Ontology annotation, molecular function: single-stranded DNA binding; 5'-tyrosyl-DNA phosphodiesterase activity. The transcript has a single exon.
AUGCCGUUCAAGAAUUCAUCCAAAGGAAAAGGGGUAGUUAUAGCCGAAAUCAAAAUCGGUUUAGACAAGACACUCAUUGCUACAACAAGCCAUCUCAAGUGCCAGAAUCCUCCGAAGAAGUACAACAGUGAACAGCGAGCAUCUCAUGAGGCAAAGGAAACUCUCCGAAUUCUCCAGAAUUUUCCAAAUGUGAUAUUUGGAGGUGACAUGAACUGGGAUGAGGACAAAAAUGGGGCUUUUCCUCUGCAAGGAGUGUGGAAAGAUGCUUGGAUAGAGUUGAGAGGAGGAGAAAAUGGAUGGACUUUUGAUACAAAAUCAAAUCCAAUGCUGCAAUGUAGUUAUCCUCUGCAAAAAACAUUGGACAGGUUUAUCUGCAAAUUGGAAGAUUGCAGUAUGAAGAACGUAGAAAUGAUCGGAAAGAAGCCAAUUCCGGGGAUAUAUUACAAAAACAAGAAGAAGCUACUUCCUGUUCUUCCUAGUGAUCAUUAUGGCCUCAUCUUGACUGUCUAUCUUGACGCGCGUGACGUGAGUUAA